Sycon ciliatum is the source of this 3431-nucleotide messenger RNA. Its product is annotated as mucin-2-like. The transcript has 2 exons. The record is from RefSeq and is a predicted model, not a curated record. Lineage: Eukaryota; Metazoa; Porifera; Calcarea; Leucosolenida; Sycettidae. Bases 1865 to 2413 code for a protein of 182 amino acids.
CCCCAGGGCGCUCGCUGGCCAUGCAGGCGUGGGUAAGCAGUACACACAUGCAUUUAUGCGCUGCAGCGCGCUGGUCGCGUCAGAUCAACAUGUGCACUGCAUGCAACGUUCUGUACGCGCUGAGGGCGCCGGCCCCGGUCAUUCGACUGGAUUUCCUUGUCCACGACAGUACUGUGCCAAAAUGAAAGUGUAAGCGAGAUAAAAAAAUACGAAUUGCGAGGACUGGCAGGCAAGGACAGCAGAGCCUUAGAGUACGAGUACAGCUCUAUUAACAAGAGCGUAUCAAGAGUGCGUAACUCCACAUAGGCUUCAGUCACGACUCAUUUUUGACGUAUUUUAUUUUUUCACGGUGCAAUGCGCCUGACGGUGCUCGAAACUUCAUUGUGCACGGUUGACUUCGCAUCUAAAAUACAUAGGGCCUAAUUAGAUCACGAGGAAUGGAGUUAUUCCAGUUACGUAUCUGGUCCAGCUUUUAGGGGUGCAUAGCCGAAAAUCUUGUUGAAUCAGUCCGCACCUACAGCAGUAAGAAAUUGCAGUGUACAGCUAUGCAGCACACAUACAGCUAGCUACAGGUAAACGUGAACUUGGCACACUGGCACUCGAUUCUGACUUCCCGGCAGCCACUGAACUCUGUGGUCCCCGCCAUUUCGCCCGAACAUGCGCAUGCUGAACGAAGGCAGAAAGACGUAGUGCCCCCCUCCCGUGCUCCUCACGGGGUGCAGCAUGACCUGUCUUCUAAAGAUGAGUAGUGGCGACAGCAACCAUUGGUGGUUGAAAACUCUGUGGAGUUAUGUACUCUUGCCAGUAAGUAAUGAGAGUAGCGAGAUAAUAAUUGAAAUUAGCUGCAGGAAGAGAUCUCCUGUAAACAGCGAUCUUACUACAACCUCCUACAGAAGUUGUGCAAUGACGCACCAUCCCGGAGAAAGUGCUGCAAAGUGGAUGCGACUUGGUGGCAAGAAAAGACCGUCUCACAAGGAAUUUUAACUUAGCAGGCCAUUGACGGUGCGAGCCGAAAUGAAAAUCAAGUUUUGUAGUGGCACUUGCCUGAGGUCAACAAAGCCCCCAACGCCAAAACUAUGUCAAAUCUCUGCACAACAACAUCUUAUUUAUUUUAUUUUAUUUCACCGUCCAAUGGCAGAAGCCAAUGCAAAGGAGAGGGCGCUAUCCAGCCAUGGCAAGAGAAGGAAAAAGAAAGAAAAAAGGGAAGAACAUAAUAAUAAUCGGAAGAAAAGAACGCAUCAAAGCGAAAAGAACGCAUCAGCAGGGUGAAAUUUAUCACUGUGUUGCGAAUAGUGGCGAGAUAAGCUAGCAAAAUGUACUUCAAAGUACAGUCAACUUCGCUAAUAACGACUGCGGAUAUAACGACAAUUCGCAAAUAACGACAGAAUUUCCAUGUCCCAAGCAAAGUCCCAUCUAACUGUAACACAUGUAAUGAGACUUGGGGUAUAAGGGCACUUCGCGAAUAAGGACAGUUUUCUGAUGCCCCGCCGCCGCCGAGUGUUGUUAUACGCAAAGUUGACUGUACAUGCAGAAGUGGGGAAACACGUACUAUGCUGCAACUGUGAAGCACUGCUCCCUCUCUGCAUCCCAUGGCCCCAGUGCAUGUACUACAGUACGUGAAGUACAACACACGAAAAAGGGUAAAAUAAUAUCAUGCUUAUAAUGUGGUGUUUUAGCUUUAAAAUGUUACCAGUUGCAUUGGUUUCGCCGUGCUGUGGCAUUAUGUAUUGGUGUAUGUGUGCGUAACACAUGCAAUGCUGGCCCCAUUCUCCACCCAGACACUGGCCUUAUUGAGAUCAACAAGAAGAACAGGGCGAGGGGUUUUAUACCGCCACACGAUCCCAACGUUCCUGCCACGGUCCCGAUGAAUCGUAUUCCCGCCCACCUGACCAGUGGAGGGGACUACGACGUCGUUCCACCCAAUGCAACCACUGCUCAGGGAGCACAGGGCACAAAUACCACUGGUCAGAUGGCAGCAAAUGGAGAGGCCGAGAAUGAGUACGACGUCGCCCUGCCACCAACAGCCGCCAAGCCUGGUGCGGACCCGGCCGGUGACACCUACGACACGUUCACGUUCAACACUGAACCGACUGGGGAGGGUCCCGACCCGAGCACGUACGACCACAUCGGCAAGGUCUUGCCGAACGCUGCCGCAGUCACUUCCCCUGCUUCGGCUUCACCUGCGGUUCCCAAACCGGACGUGUACUCGACGGUCGAUUCAACCAACCUUGCACCGCAGGCCCCAGCACUGGUAACAACUCCUACACAGCCUCCUCCUGACGCGACCCAGGGCACGACCACUGACAACCAACUGCCAUCACCAAAUUUGGAGUCCCUGGCUACGGAUUCACCUGCACCUCCCAGAGACGUGUACUCAAUGGUAGAUCCAACAAAGAAAAAGCGCAACAAAUAGAGUGGAGACAUCCCAACGGCAUGCCUUGGCCUCGGGCAAGCCUAUCUGAAACUAGGCCACAGUUCUUCUUGCUGACGUGCUCAGCUGCACCUGCCAUCACCAUCCCAUUGGCCCGGUUCUCCGUUUGCAUGUUGCCCUAUGUCUAUGACUAUCGGCCCGCAUGCACACACGAGCGCGCACACACAGAUACAUGCACACGCACACACACACACACACACACACACACACACACACACACACACACACACACACACACACACACACACACACACACACACACACACACACACACACACACAUACACACACGCGCACGCUCACAAUACGUUCCACGCUACGCACGCAUGCACACACACGCGCACACGCGCCAUCACAAUGCUUUCCACGCUGCGCUUGCUGCAUGCCAUUCUCCCCUUUGUUAAUGUUGUUGUGCAUAUUUGAGCACCGCACUUUCCCAAGUCCCUUUGUCAUGUUCUUCGCCAGGGGCUGCUUGACCCGCACGAAGUUCGACAGAAACCUGCAUGCCACUCUCCUACUUUUUGCCACAAAAAAUACAAAAUCCUACAAAAAAAGUUUCACUCUGGUCAUGUAUAACACAUCUGUAGUGCAUGAAUGGUCUGCAUGCCCACAUUAAAUACACUCCAUCAAAAUCAGUCAUAGCUGUCCCGCAUCCACUUGCAUGCUUCCCCUGGUCACCAACUGCUAGCAAACACACUGUUACAAUUCCCCAAGAAAAAAAGAAAAAAAGGACAAGUUAAUGUUGCACGUUGCCGUAUUCUCUCCCUCCGCAUGUGAUUCCGUUUCCUUGUUUUUAUUUCUCGUUUUUUCUGUUUUUGGCUUUUCCACUUCCUCUGUACAUGUGGUUACUUCAUCUUACGCAACCACUUGUAGCGGUAACUUAGUAGUGUCCCUUUCCUGGUGGCAAGCAGCCUUUGAGCUAGUUUCGCAACCUGCCAAACAAUGUAUGCCUCCCUUUUCUUUUUUAAAUUACUGUAUGGUAUGGUUUCUUACCGUGUUUU